Messenger RNA from Striga hermonthica, 558 nucleotides. The record is from the annotation of a GenBank genome assembly. NCBI's taxonomy places the organism in Eukaryota, Viridiplantae, Streptophyta, Magnoliopsida, Lamiales, Orobanchaceae.
AUGUCUCUAUUAGAUUCUCCGGUCGAAAUACGGGAAAACUCUAUUCAAUUCUCGAUGGAAACGGAGUUUUGCGAAUUCUCCCCAGAACUGGAAGAUCAUUUCGAGAUCUUCGAACAUAUUCGAGGGUUCAAUGUGACUAUUGUCACUUCGUCCAACACACAAGAUGAGACUUUACCCCUGUGGAGCGGCUUUUUGCAAAAAGAUGAGGCGCCGAUUCUGGCCCUGCGCGUGGGCGUCGGACCCACCAAGAUAGAGAGAGCCGUCGCUCAGUCCUGGCCACCGCAUGGACAACCUUCACUGCCGGCAGCCGAGGCUCUUCUAGUUAGGAGCCAGAGCUCGAAAACUGACCAGCCACCCAAAGAGGAGAAGCCCUCUCUAGCCAGAAAAUUGUCUCCUUCCCAUCAAACCACAGGCAUCCCAAGUGAAGGACUAAGUUGCACGACUCUGGAAUUAUGCCAGAGAAAAAGUGGGCCCGAGUCCAAGCGCGAUGAGGUUUUUGCUAUAAUAAAAGAAGGGAAAAGGGGGCGAGGAGAGUUAAUUUGUUGUUACUACAUUUAA